CUGCCGGUUGAGAGCUCAGUCGGUGUCCGCCAGGUUGAAAAUCCGUGACUUCUCUUCAUUUUAUACGUAACUUUUCACAGUUUUGUUAAAACGGCGCGAAAAAUGUUAAAAACGAAAAUAUAAAAUAUAACGAGACAUAUAUACCGUUGACAAUUAUUUUUUAUCAGUGUUCGAUAAAGAAUUCAUCGAUCAAAUUAGUGAUAAAUAUCACGUUUCUUUAAAUUUCCAGAAAAACGUUCGAAUAAGUUUUUUCUGUGCGAACUUGAUAGCAGUGCAUGAGAGUGCGCGCACUAAUACCAGCGCGAUCCCACGCGUAUCGCAAAGAACGUGUGUGUGUUUACAUAUGGUGAUCUGUGUUGACUGUGUAACUAUCAUCAACCGAAUAUUGUGAUUUUGGAUUGCAGCAAAUUUUGGAGCAACUAAUUAAUGUUAUCGGCUACUUUGUAGACAUGCUUAGGUUAAACAGCAGUAGACAAUAACAUUAGAUGACACACCGGCACGCUUAAUACACGGAUGAACAUACACUAGCGCAGUCAUGGCAAAGACAGCGAUUUUUGCGUGGAUUUGCCGCUUGCUGUGCGUGUCCUUGUGCUUUCACAACGUGUCUUCGAAAGCUGGUUUGUGCGAGGUAGAGUCGGGCCAGUCGAACAUCAUCCUCGACAUCGAGGAGAGCAGGGGAGAUGCGAUCGAUCAGAGGACGGUGCCCGAGGAGCUUCCUGUAUCCGGCGACCCGUACAACGAGACCACGCUGGAGCUGAUCUUUCCCGGAAGGCAGCCACGUUUCAAAUUGAACGGGAAGAGGCUGCAGCUGCUCGAACCUUUGGACAGGGACGACGAGAAUCUAUCGCACGUGGUUUUUCAGUUGAGCUGCACGGUAAAACAGACGAACAAGAAACGGACUAUACCGGUGAUCGUUCGAGUGUCGGACAUAAACGACAACGCGCCCAAAUUCAUCAAUACGCCGUACGAGACCACCGUGCCCGAGUUGACGCCAGUCGGCUCGACCAUCUUCAAAAACGUGGUGGCCGUGGACGCCGACGCCGGUGUGAACGGUAUCGUCGAGUACUCGAUCGCCCCCGGGGACGGAACUGGAAUCGGCAACAAUGACGGAGUCGGCCGAAAUAGAAUCACGACCGCCGAUGGAUACGGUUAUUUCAGCAUCAACUUGCCUCAUCAAGGCCAAGUUACUGUUAACCGUACCCUCGACUUCGAGAGGACGCAGCGAUACCUCGUCACUAUUUUGGCCUCGGAUCGAGCGAGGAAUGUGUCUGAAAGGUUUACGUCCACCACUACGCUUACGGUGAAUAUCAGGGACGACGAUGAUCAAGAUCCUUCGUUCAUCUACCAAGGCUGCAUGCUGUUGGACGGCGCGUGCAUUAAUCCGGAAUAUUCAGCGUCGGUAUCGAGCGGAGUGUUAUCCGGGAUACUUAAUAUAUCGCCGGAGAAAAUACAAGCCGUUGAUAUGGACAGCAUAAACGCGCCCAUCCAUUACUCGUUCCUCAGUGGCAAUCCACCGAAUUAUCGGGAAUUUUUCGAAAUAAACCCGAACACAGGCGCUGUGAAGCAAAUCAAGGCGGUCGACACCACGGUAACCAAGAGGUUCGAUAUUAUCAUCAAGGCUGUCGAAGUGUCAGAAGCGAAACGAUCGGCCACAGCCAAAUUGACGAUUACAGUGAAGCCAGUGGACAGCAAUCCUCCCAUUAUAACGGCGUCGAGCAUAGAGGGAUUCGUGGACGAGAAUGCUCCGAUUGGGACGAAGGUUAUCGACAAGGAUGGCGAUCCUAUAGUGCUCACCGUUUCGGACGCCGAUCUGGGACCGGACGAUCCGAAGCCAGCUUACUCCUUCGAGUUGACGACGAAUUUUUUCGCGAUCGACCCGUCGGGGAUGCUGGUCGUGAACGAGGAGAAUUUGGACCGCGAUCCACCGAGCCCGGGCCGCUUCCGGUUCCAAGUGGUCGCCAGAGAAAAAACGGGUGUCGCCGCUUCUGCGCCAUUGUCCUUCGUUGUGAUAUUGAACGACGUUAACGACAAUGCACCCAUGCUCCCCAUGAUACCGCCCAUCACCGUCCAAGCUGGGGAAACGAAGAAAGUCGUCACGAAGGUGGAGGCUACGGACAACGACGAGGGGGAGAACGCGGAGAUAACGUACAGCAUUUACCACGUGUCGAACAACGGGUUGCACAAAUUCAAGAUCGACCCGAGGACGGGCGUGAUAGAAUCCGUGAGGAAGCUGAACGCUGGCGAACAGUUCAGCAUCACGGUCCAGGCGACCGACAAGGGUGGAAAAUAUUCGCAGACGAUCGUCGAGGUGAACGUGAUCCCUGGGCCAAACACGAGGAGCCCCGUUUUCCAGCAACCCGUGUACGAGGUGCAAGUGAGCGAGGGAGCCUCGAUCAAUUCCACGGUCGCCACCAUCACUGCAGUCGAUCCAGAAAACGAUCCAGUUUCGUACUCGAUCGUCUCUGGGAACGACCUCCGCCAAUUUGCGAUCGGCGACAAAUCGGGCGUGAUCACCGUCAUAAGGAAAUUGGACAGAGAGGACCUGACCCGUUAUCAACUGCUGAUAAAAGCGGAGGAUUCGGGUGGCCUGUUCAGCACGGCGACGGUGAACAUCAAAGUGACGGACAUAAACGACAAGAAUCCGGAAUUCGUCGGCCUGCCUUACGAAUUCUCGGUGAAGGAGGGCGAGGCCAGGAAAUUGAUCGGCCGCGUGCACGCGGAGGACGCGGACGAGGGGAUAAACGCGGAAAUAACAUACUUCGCCCCCGACGAUAUCCCGUUCACGGUCGAUCCCGAGACCGGGGACGUGCUGACCAAGAUCGUCCUCGAUUACGAGCAGAACGACGAAUACAAAUUUGUGGUGACCGCGAGGGACGGCGCUCCUGAUUAUCGUUUAGCAACGGCAACAGUGACGGUGAAAGUUAUAGACGUGGAGGACGAGGUCCCCGUUUUCCAUCAGAGCAGCUACGAGGCACGAGUCAAGGAGAAUAUACCGGAUUACACGGUGCUUCAAGUAACGGCCGAUGAUCCGGAUACAAAGAAGCAGAUCACGUACAUGAUCAAGCAAGGGGAUACCGAACUGUUCGCCAUAGACCAGAGGACAGGAGUGAUAAAAACGACCCGUGGUUUGGACUACGAGAGAGAGAGCCAACACAUCCUUAUAAUCGGCACCGUGGAGAACACGAGCGAUCUGCCUGGCUCCACCACGAGAGUCGUGGUCAACGUCCAGGAUGUUAACGACAUCCCGCCAGUGUUCACGUCAGUUCCUCGCCCGAUUACGCUAGACGACGACAUUCCCAUUGGCACAACGGUCAUUAAUCUUAUAGCGACGGAUUCGGAUGGUACUGCACCCGGAAAUCAGGUAAGAUACGAAAUCGUGGGACGCGGAAUAGCCAACAAAUAUUUUAUGAUCGAUCCGGACACCGGUGUGCUCAGAGUGAGGGACGAUUUGCGAAAAGAAACGGACACCGAGUAUCAGGUCGACGUGCGGGCGUACGACAUGGGUGAGCCUCAAUUAUCCUCGGUGACUACGGUGCCCGUUUACGUUCGCCAUGUUGCCACCGUGCCUCCGGAAAUCGGGUUAGGAUUCGCGGAAAACUCGUACAACGUUGAGGUGCCGGAGGACGCGGGCGACAACACUCUUAUCAAGAUAAUCACCAUUAUAAACAGCCACGCUCACGACACGACCCCGUUGAAAUGCGAGAUUUACAGCGGGAACGAGGACGAUUUGUUCGAGGCUGGCGUCACGGAGGAGAGAAAUUGCGCCCUAAAAUUGAAGAAAGGCGCUUUGGACUACGAAACGACGGAAUCUUAUCAAGUGAAAAUUAAGCUCGAGUCUCUAUCGGGCCUGUUGAAUUCCGGCAGGAAUACGACCAUGGUGAAGAUUCAAGUGGUGGACGUGAACGACAACAAGCCAGAAUUCAUCUUCCCCGAAAACGAUCCAAAAUUGUCGAGGGGGCGUUACUUCGCCGCGAUUCCGCGGUCGGCGCAGUUCGGUUCGACGGUGAUCCAGGUGAAAGCCCACGACAAGGACAACGGAAAGUACGGGAAGCUGGAAUACAGGAUACUGGGCGGACGGGGAUCGGAUUACUUCGCGAUGGACACGUCUUCCGGUAUAAUCAGAACGACCGCCACCUUCGACAACGUGGACCCGGCCGAGCUUCCCUUCAAAUUCGACGUUCGUGUUCGGGAUAAUCCAAACUCGACCGACAACUUCAACUCGAUCGUUGCCCCCGUCAUAGUGAAUCUCAUAGGCGAGGAGAAUCUGAUGAUACUCGUCGUCCAGGACGCGUCGCCCGACUCGUUGCAGAAGGAGGCGUCCAAGAUUGCGGGCAUAAUCGAGGAGAGGAGCGAGCUAUUGAUCGGGAUAGACAGGAUAGCCGUGCGAAAGAACUUGACGAAGAAUGGAACCAUCGAGAUGUAUCCUCAGGAUUCGGACGUGUGGUUCUACGCGAUCGAUCCGGACACCGAAGCUAUUUUGGACAGGAACAGCUCGAGGAUACAAAGAUCGAUAUUCGACAAGACGGCCAUGUCGAACAUCACUUUCGACGUGUCCACGUUGGUUCGAGCCAACGCGAUAGACAUCCACGCGCCAGUGAUGCCACCGGAGCCGAUACGAACUCAGACCGCCAUUGCUUUCAGCGGCGAGGUCUUCCCGUACGCGUUGAUCAUCAUCGCCUGCGUCAUACUGAUUCUAGGCGUUGCUGGUAUAGUCUACAUUUGCGUGUCCUGGUCCAGAUACAAAGCGUACAAGGAACGGAUGCAGCGAAUGUACGUGGUGCCCCGUUACGAUCCCGUGUACGUGGAGCCCAAUUUGAAAGAGUACGAGACGCAGGUGCUUCAAAUGAGCGUGCCCGUCGACGACAACGACAGUUACAACGACCUUCAGCUCGAUUUCAGCAAUAAGAAUCACGCGUUCAGCCUGGACAACGUUAGCUACAUUACCAAAGAUCACGGAGAGAGUACCGGUCAACAGAGCCCUGUAAGCUCGGAGGCGGCGACAACAGCGCGCGCCUCGAGCAUAGCGGGGACCCACGCGGACGCGAACAUCCACUCGUUGCGGCGAUCCACGCUUGGAAGAAAGAACAACGGCAACAACGCGAACACCGCGUUGAACAACCACGACGCGACGCCUGUGCUCAACCCGCUCUACAACCACGGCAACGACUCGCUGCUCAGCCCGAGCCCAUCCAACGACAACGUCACGUUCAGAGAGAAAAGGGACUAUUCCCAUCUGGGAUUCACGUAUCUGGGCGAGCAGAGCCCGGUCGAAACCACCACCGAGUUGUAAAUCAACUCGUUUAUUUCCAACGAGUUAUAUCUACUUCUCUCUUUCUCUCUCUCUCUCUCUCCCUCUUCCGUUUCGGCCAUUUUUCCGUGCGGAGUAGGGGAGGAGCUACUCUUUCCUCGAUAUACAUCUCGGAGAGAGAAAAAUUUAUUCGCGAGAGUUUUUUUUACAUCUCUCUCUCUGUGAAUGAGAACACGAGGGGAGAGCGCUUUUUAUUUAUCGAGAUUAAUUUCACGCCGGGAGGGGGAGGAAACGUUGUGUAACGUUGGUAGGUUUUUAGGCACGAGUUUGAAAGCCAACGGAUUCGUUUUCUUUCGAAGCGCGCGCAUGCGCGAGAGAGAGAGAGAGAGAAUUUUGUUCGCGCAGCGUGGUUUCAAUCGCGAGCAUUGUGCGCGACGAAGAGAGAGAGAGAGAGAGAAGAGGCGGCGGCGCUACUCGUACUCGACUCGAGGAAACGAGGUCGCGAGGGAGGGGAGGGGCGAAGGAGAGAAACGAGCGAGGCCCGCUCCCCCCUCCUCUCUUUCCCCCCUGAAGGAAAAGCUUUCGACGAGGAAGCUAUAUAUUCAAAGGGGGCGAACAAUUCCUCUUGAUAUUUGAGAAAAAUUGUUAUUCGCCGUGUUUGCUCGGACCGUUCGGCGGGGUCCGUCACGACUGUACAACGAAAUUCUGCCAUCGAAUGAACCAAUUUUUAAUGUGAUUUUUUUUUUUUUUUUUUUUUUUUUUUUCUUUGUCUCGACGCCUGGAUACGAGGAUAUUGAAACGGAUUUUGUUCGUUCGAGAUCGAGCGUCCUCGUUUAAAAGGGGGUGAAAAAAAAAAGAAAUAAUCGUUCGAACUUCUUCGAUCUAUUAUUGAAACGUUGGGCAAUUUUUUUCCCGAGGACCCGCAGCUGUGCAAUAGUUUCAUCAUCUCGUCUCUUAUUAACGAGAAACGGAUAUAUAAUUUUUUUUCUUUUUCUUUUGCGGAAUUCUCGUACGCCAUGCGUUGAUUUUUACUACUGAAUGGAAAAUGUGCGGAUAAUAAAAUCAUGUAUAGCGAUUAGCAACAACGAGUCGCAACGUACCGUCCACGCAACGUAGCUGUUAAGUAUAUUAAAUAACGUUAAUCGAUUUAUAAAAAAAAAAAGAAAAAAAGAAAAAAAAAAGAUGCGGUUUGAAUGUGAUCGUACGAAUGCGUGAAUCCUGUGAAUAUAUACGUACGAAUGAUCGGCCCGUGAACUUAAAUAAUUGUAAGACCCUCCCCCCCCUAUUGUAAUACCCGUUGUACAAUAAGAUCUUUUUUUUUUUAUUUAUAACCGCGCGUUUGCUCAUUUUAUUAUUUUAUUAUUUUUUUUUAACGAGAGAUUCGACCAAUGGUAGGCAUAUCGUUGUUACGUGUAUGUUGUUACAAAAAAAAAUAAGAAGAUGUGUUCGACAAUUCACGCAUCCUGUGUCUCUUCGCUCUUCCGUUUGUUUUUUUUUUUUUUCUUCGAUCGAGCUUCCUUUCUUUUCUCUCGUUCGAACUAUCGUCGAGAUCGUCAACUCAUCGCCGUAAAAAUGAUACAUAUCCUGCGUGGAUCAGAUGUACGGAUAUUUUUGCCGAAGUGUUUUCAAAGCGCAAGUGUUUGAAUAAUAAUUGUAGCGUGAAACGUUCUGCGGAAUUUCGAGUAUUGGGAUAUUUGGAAUCGAUUAUUCGAUCGGGAAAUAUUGUACUUAAAGCGAUUAUUUUAAAAUUUUAACGCGAAGAACGAGGAAUGGUUAACAAGGAAAUCGCGAGACUUGAUCGGUUUAAUAAUCUCUAGUCGUGCGGCGAACAUCCCGACUAUAUCAUAACAUAGAGAAUUUAUCUUUCGAUUGUUUUAUUUAAAAAAAAAUAAGGAAAAAAGAACGACCCGCAUCGUCAAUUCGUGGACUAGAGCGUCAAUCAUUUACUAUAUAUAUACAUAUAUAUAUAUAGUUAUACACGUGUUGCGUGAAAUGACCGAAAUACGAAUGCUGUAAAAAAUUGUUAAUACUUUUAAUAAAUCUAUUAUAUUUACAUAAA
Molecule: messenger RNA, 7307 nt
Organism: Apis mellifera (honey bee)
Lineage: Eukaryota; Metazoa; Arthropoda; Insecta; Hymenoptera; Apidae
Gene: Cad99C
Product: cadherin-99C
Exons: 22
Coding region: 536-5290 (1584 amino acids)
Biological process (GO): homophilic cell-cell adhesion
Cellular component (GO): catenin complex; plasma membrane
Molecular function (GO): calcium ion binding; cadherin binding
Source: RefSeq, a predicted model, not a curated record